CGGCGGGGUGCGCGGCGCGGUCUCAGAGCUGACAUGCUGCGCGGCCCGGCAGGCUGUAGAGGCGGCGGCUGUGGCGACCCGAGCAGUAGGCGCCAGAGCAGCAAGAGCGGACAAGUGGUCGGUGGGAGUCUCGGGGCGAGCGGCGUCCCAGCCUCGGCGUCCCGAAGGCGGCGGAGGUGCCCGGAGCCAUGGUGAUCAUGUCGGAGUUCAGCGCGGCCCCAGCGGGCGUGAGCCAGGGCCAGCAGAAGCCCCUCCGGGUGGGCUUUUACGACAUCGAGCGGACCCUGGGCAAGGGCAAUUUCGCGGUGGUGAAGCUGGCCCGGCAUCGAGUCACCAAAACCCAGGUAGCAAUAAAAAUAAUCGAUAAAACACGCCUAGAUUCAAGCAAUUUGGAGAAAAUCUAUCGUGAGGUUCAGAUCAUGAAGCUUCUGAAUCAUCCACAUAUCAUAAAGCUUUAUCAGGUUAUGGAAACAAAGGAUAUGCUUUACAUUGUCACUGAAUUCGCAAAAAAUGGAGAAAUGUUUGAUUAUUUGACUUCAAACGGGCACCUGAGUGAGAAUGAAGCCCGGAAGAAGUUCUGGCAGAUUCUGUCGGCCGUUGAGUACUGCCACAGCCAUCACAUUGUGCACCGGGACCUCAAGACUGAGAAUCUGCUGCUGGAUGGAAACAUGGACAUCAAGCUGGCAGACUUUGGAUUCGGGAAUUUCUACAAAUCGGGAGAGCCUCUAUCUACAUGGUGUGGGAGCCCCCCAUACGCAGCCCCAGAAGUCUUUGAGGGGAAGGAGUACGAAGGCCCCCAGCUCGACAUCUGGAGCCUCGGCGUUGUGCUGUACGUCCUCGUCUGCGGGUCUCUCCCCUUCGACGGGCCCAGCCUGCCAGCCCUGCGGCAGCGGGUACUGGAGGGCCGGUUCCGCAUCCCCUUCUUCAUGUCCCGAGACUGCGAGACGCUGAUCCGCCGCAUGCUGGUGGUGGACCCUGCCAAGCGUAUCAGCAUCGCCCAGAUCCGGCAGCACAGGUGGAUGCAGGCCGACCCCACCCUGCCACGCACCUGCCCUGCCAGUGCCGCACUCGGCUACAACUCCAACCUGGGCGACUAUGACGAGCAGGUGCUGGGCAUCAUGCAGACCCUCGGGGUGGACCGGCAGAGGACCGUGGAGUCGCUUCAGAACAGCAGCUAUAACCACUUCGCGGCCAUUUAUUACCUCCUGCUGGAGCGGCUGAAGGAGCACCGCAGCAACCCACCGUCGGCCCGGCCUGGCCCGGCCCGGCAGCAGAGACCCAGAAGCUCUGACCACAGCAGUGUGGAGGUGCCUCAGGAAGGCCUCCCCAGUGAUGCUUUCCGAUCCUCCCUGCUGUGCCCGCAGCCCCAGACCUUGGGGCAGUCCAUCCUGCAGGCCGAAAUGGACUGUGACCUCCACAGCUCACUCCAGCCCUUGCUCUUCCCUGUGGACGCCAACUGCAAUGGCAUGUUCCGGCAGCGCUCAGUCUCGCCCAGCAGCCCGCUGGGCACGACCAUUAGCGAGGAGGUCAGGCCGGGCCAGGGCCCGAAGGAGGAGCCGGAGGCGCAGAGGCCCCUGCCCGGCAGCUCGGGCCGCAGGCACACGCUGGCCGAGGUCUCCACCUUCUCCCCGUGCGUCCCUCCCUGCAUCGUCAUCUCCUCCUCCUCCGCGGCGAGCCCUUCAGAAGGCACGAGCUCCGACAGCUGCCUGACCUUCUCGGCGGGGGUCAGCCCGGCAGGGCUCGGUGGACGCCUGGCUGCUCAGGGGCUGGCGGGCACCUGCUCUCCACUCAAGCUGGUCUCACCACUGCUGGGGACGCAGUCGGCCACCCCGGUGCUGCAGGCCCAGGGAGCCCUGGGAGGGGUGGCCCUGCUCCCUGUCAGUUUCCAAGAAGGCCGGAGGGCUUCGGACACCUCGCUCACUCAAGGCCUGAAAGCCUUCCGGCAGCAGCUGAGGAAGAAUGCGAGGACCAAAGGGUUUCUGGGCCUGAACAAGAUCAAGGGGCUGGCUCGCCAGGUGUGCCAGCCCUCCUCCAGCCGGGCCACACGGGGCGGCCUGGGCGCCUUCCCGCUGCCCACGCCGAGCCCGGGCCUGCACAGCAGCGGGGCCAGCAGCCGGGAGGGCAGAAACCUGCUGGAGGAAGUGCUGCACCAGCAAAGGUUGCUCCAGUUACAGCACCACCCAGCAGCCCUGCCCAGCUGCCAGCAGGCUCCCCAGCUGACCCCGGCCCCACUGGUCCUGGCCCCCUGUGACAGCGCCCUCCUUGUGUCGGGACUGCAGAAGGAGCUGGGCCUGGGGCCUGGCCCGCUGCUGCCGCCCCACCUCCUCCAGGCCGGGGUCUCCCCGGUGGCCUCGGCAGCCCAGCUCCUGGACACGCACCUGCACAUCAGCACUGCCACGGCACCCCUGCACGCCGCCGCGCCGCUGCAGCCGCACUUUGCCAUGCUGCCCCCGGCUUUCGACCCCGUGGGGCUGCCGCAAGGGGACUGUGAGAUGGAGGACCUGACCUCGGGCCAGCUGGGCACGUUUGUCCUGGUGCAGUGAGAGGGACGCCUCCCACCACCCUCCUCCCGCAUGGGCUGCCGACUCCUCGAAGCAAUAAUCUCAGAGUAUGUGAAGGCGAUUCUGGACUCAAAGCCACUAACUUCCUAGAAGCGAAACAAGCAAUACGUUUGGUGUUUUGGCUUUUUAGUUUAUUUUUUGUUUUAUUUUCUCCUUGCACUGAGCAACUGCUGCCAUGAGUAGGGACUGGAAUGUUUCUGAAGAAAAAUAAUAAUUGAGGGUGUGUUGUGGGGGCGGGUGGACAGGAGGGGGAAGGAGGGAAGCGAGGGGAGACGCGGGCGGGGCUGGCUGUGCUCACCAGGCCGGCCUGGCAGCUGCAGGCUGCCACGGGCUCCCUCGUGCACUUCGGGCGCUUCGGGUCACAGAGGCCGUUGCCUCGGACGAAGCCGUGGUGUGAGCCGUGCGCUGCAGGAGUGAGUGCGUGCACCUACGGCGAGUGCGCGCGUGCUGUGUUCAGUAGUAUCCUUCUUUUAAAUUAACAAUUCUCCACUUCCUGAAAUGUUUAUGCUUCAAAUGAAAGCUGUGAACUUUGUGCUUUAUGUAUCAGUUUUCAAAAAACUCUUAAGGGCCAGCCCAGGAGAACAUAACCGGCACAAUCUUGGAAUUCUCUUCCCCUGAGGUCAGUAAACAGAGGACCACUUUUUCUUAUUUUUGAUGAGUUUUGUAAACUGCUCCAAGGUUGGUUCCAGGAGGAAGAACCUCGAAGGGGCAGGCUGGCUGCGGGGCGGGCUCUGUCCCGGCACUUGGCAUAGGGCCUGGGUGCCUGCCAGGGAGAUUACCUCCUGCCGCACAUCUUAUUUCCGCUGCUAAUUAAGUUUUUAUGCAUUUCAUUAUCAGGGUCCAAAAAGAACAACUGACCUGGGGGACGUGCAAUACGGUGAGGCUGGACCUGGGGCAGGAACGGGCAGCAACCCGCCCGCACUCAGGGGUCACUGUCAGUGGACAGCCCCGCCCUCCCCAGGCCCAUGCUUGUUAGGCUUUUGUUCAAGAAAAUGAAAUGAGAGGUCAGGUCAGUGUUGUUCGGCUUUGUUCCUUUGUAAGCAAAUAAUGUACAUGUGUAUAAAUAGACAGAUAGACACUACUUAUUUUUUAUAUUUUUUACUACACCUUUGUGUUCCUGGUUUAAGUUCCCCUCUGGCAAUGUUACGAAGUGCUACACGAGGUCCAUGUGGAGGAGGGGGACGAGGGGCGCCCUUGCCUGGCAGGUGGACUCAGGUGGCGGCUUGGCAGGCCAGAGGCCCCUGGAGAGGAGGGAAGAGCGCUGCCACGCACUCCCUUGGCCCUGUCUGCCCUGGUCCUUUACCCCCGGUGCCUUCCGCUCCUGUGGCUCUUCCGCCCUCAGUAUUGAACAGGCGGUGACGGCUGGGGAAGGCGGGCACUGGUAAAAGCCAAAGACCACUGGAGACCCUGGUGGGAGGAGGCGGCGGCCGGCCGUGCGUCUGCAUCUGCCCAGCUUGCUGCUACUGUCCCUCCCGGCGCCGCCACUGCUACUGCUGCUCUGGCUCCUGCCAAGGAUCAGGGCAAGGGACUGUCCUUGCCCUUGGCCUCUGAGAAGUCCCCAGAGCCACUUGCUGACUUGUAAGCGAGGUUGGGGGCAGAGAGAACCUGCGUCGUGGGCUGCCAGGGCCGUCGCCUCCACACAGGUAGUACGGGGGUCCCAACACAGAACCAGCUCCCUUUUUGAAGUUCAUUCUGUCCUAACGCCAGAGAUCAAAGGCCUCAGAACCAUGACAAGCACUUUACUUUCACGGUGGUUUUCUUUCUCGUUGCUGUAAGUCAAGUUGUGUGUCUUGUUUUUAAGUGUGUGUGACGUGUGUUUUAUAGGUUUCCCAACAGCGCUGUUCUCGAAUGAAUGCAGUGGCCUGUUUGAAGGCACUACGUGAUCUGAUUAAGAUGUACAUUUUUUUUUUUUUUACCAUAACUGAAUUACUUUGUUUCUUAUGUUAACAAUGAGAAAUGUAUGCCAAAUGAUUAGUGGAUGUAUGUUUUUUAAUUUAAUAUUUAAAUAAAAUAUUUGGGGGAAAAAACCCUGACUUUUUCCU
Molecule: messenger RNA, 4603 nt
Organism: Pteronotus mesoamericanus
Lineage: Eukaryota; Metazoa; Chordata; Mammalia; Chiroptera; Mormoopidae
Gene: SIK1
Product: salt inducible kinase 1
Exons: 14
Coding region: 189-2543 (784 amino acids)
Biological process (GO): protein phosphorylation; intracellular signal transduction
Cellular component (GO): cytoplasm
Molecular function (GO): ATP binding; protein serine/threonine kinase activity
Source: RefSeq, a predicted model, not a curated record